Sphaerulina musiva SO2202 is the source of this 2109-nucleotide messenger RNA. Its product is annotated as glycoside hydrolase family 13 protein. Bases 54 to 2027 code for a protein of 657 amino acids. The record is from RefSeq and is a predicted model, not a curated record. The transcript has a single exon. Gene Ontology annotation, biological process: carbohydrate metabolic process. Lineage: Eukaryota; Fungi; Ascomycota; Dothideomycetes; Mycosphaerellales; Mycosphaerellaceae.
GUUCGUGCAACUGACUCUCAGCUACCUCCCUUGAUCAGCCAGGCAGCAGCAACAUGUCCAACAGUGCAAAGGACAAUCCCGUCAUCUUCCAGGCCUUCGAAUGGCACACUCGAUCGCACCCUCCGCCCCCGCACGAAACUUCCUCUCCAUCCUCCCACUGGUCUCGUCUGACCCGUCUCCUCCCCACCCUCCACUCCUUCGGCAUCACCGCUCUCUGGCUCCCGCCCGGCUGUAAAGCCAACUCUCCCACUGGCAACGGCUACGACUGCUACGACAUCUGGGAUCUCGGUGAAUUCGACCAAAAGUGGGCUCGAAGCACGAAAUGGGGCUGUCGCGAAGAACUGAAUCUCCUCAUCCGCACCGCGAAGAGUCUGGGGGUCGAAAUCGUGUGGGAUGCCGUGUUGAACCACAAGACAGCGGGGGAUCGUGUCGAGGAGACGUGGGCUGUGGAGGUCGACCCUCAGGAUCGGAGGAUAGAGGUCACGGAACCGAGGAAGAUUGAGGCUUGGUUGAGGUAUGAUUUUCCAGGGAGGGGAGAAAGAUAUAGUGGGUUGAAAUGGGGGGCGGAGCAUUUCAGCGGGACGGAUUGGGAUCAGAGGAGGGAGAGGAAUGCCAUUUACAAGUUGAUUGAUGAUCCAAUGAGGACUGUGAAUGCUUCACUUCCUCCUCCUAUACCGCCUAGACCGGGAAAGGAACACAAUAACCAUCAUCAGGGUUUCAACAUGUCUCGUUUCGCUCGCUUUGCCAAAGAUACCAUUCAAAAACAUACCGCUCUGCCUAUGUGGAAAACAAUCUCACAGCGCCCGGGCAAAGGCUGGCUCCCGGAUGUAUCACGCACGCUUGGGAACUAUGACUACUUACUGUUUUCCAACAUUUACUACCUCCACCCUGCCGUCCGGUCGGACAUUCUGAAUUGGGGAAAAUGGAUGCUCGAAGAAGUUGGAAUCGACGGAGGUUUUCGUCUCGAUGCCGCUCAACAUUUCAGCUGGAAUUUCACGCGCGAAUGGAUUGAGCAGAUCCAGGAGACAAGUCGACGACAGUAUGGAGGAAGGGAAAUGAUGGUCGUUGGGGAGGUCUUGACGCAUCACGUGGGGGAUAUCAUACAGUGGUUGGAUUGCGUUACACCUCCUUCAUCAUCAUCAUCAUCAUCAUCAUCAUCAGAAGGACGAGGAAAUGGAAACAGAAGAUUAGCCUACGCCUUCGACACCCCUUUAAUGUACUCCUUCUCCCGCGUCUCACAAGAUGUCCAUCACAACAGCCCCAACGCAGACUUGCGAACUCUCCUCGCCGGCCCUUCUCCGCCUCCUGGCAAAAGGUCCGCAGAAGGUGGUCAUCAUCAUCAUCAUCAUCAUCAUCCGGGACAAGCCCUCGUCUCCCUCCGCCCGCAUCAGAGCCUCACCUUUGUCACUUCCCACGACACGCAAACCGGCCAAGACGCAUACGUCCCCAUGCGGCAAGAUCUCAAAGCGCUCUGGUACGCUUUCAUCUUGCUUCGCGAAGGUGGUGUACCGAUCGUGUUUUGGGGAGAUCUCUAUGGGAUUGCAGGCGAUCCUCAGAAGGGGGAACGAGCACCUGCCGAAUUACCGAGUUGCCGUCGUCGCCGUGCUGGAAAAUUGGGGGGAGCCGGAGGCGGAGGGAGCAGUAAGUCACUCUUGCCGGUGAUUAUGUUGGCGCGCAAGCACUUUGCACAUGGAUCUCAACAGGAUUAUUUCGAUGCGGCCGGUUGUAUUGGUUGGGUGAGAUAUGGUGUUGUUGGUGGUGGUGAUGGUGGCGGAUGUGCAGUCAUCUUAUCGAUCCUCCCGGCAUCGACAUGGACAAUCAAGAAAAUGUUUGUGGGACGCGCGCAUCGAGGAGAGAGAUGGGUGGAUUGUUUGAGUGAACGUGCCGAAGGAAGGGCGGAAUGCGUGAUUGACGAGGACGGGUGUGGAGUCUUUGCGUGUCCUGGGGAAGGGGUUUGUGUGUAUGUCAAGGAAACGGAACCGGUGAGGAGAGGUUGGGAGUUUGAUGUGGAUGUCUAUCGACACUAGCUUUAGGGAGAAGUGUGACAGGCAAAAAGAGGGAGAGGGAGAGAGAGAGGGAGGAGGUACGAUGAAUGUUGUUGCAAGACGG